Messenger RNA from Coregonus clupeaformis (lake whitefish), 3169 nucleotides. Its product is annotated as cysteine/serine-rich nuclear protein 2. The record is from RefSeq and is a predicted model, not a curated record. NCBI's taxonomy places the organism in Eukaryota, Metazoa, Chordata, Actinopteri, Salmoniformes, Salmonidae. The transcript has 5 exons. Gene Ontology annotation, cellular component: nucleus. Gene Ontology annotation, biological process: regulation of transcription by RNA polymerase II. Gene Ontology annotation, molecular function: sequence-specific DNA binding; DNA-binding transcription factor activity, RNA polymerase II-specific. Bases 1463 to 3169 code for a protein of 568 amino acids.
UAAAGCUUUACUGUUCUCUAUAAGCAGUUAUUUUCAGCCUGUAAAGAAUUGCAGAGUUAGAGGCAAUCUGUGCUUCGAACAUUAACAAAUCAAUGGCCCUGCCACUGAUUUGGUAAUCUUGGUUAACCCAGAACUAAAAUCUCACAUCAUUUGGUCAGAUGCUCGAUUUAGGUAAUGUUUCCACAAGAUAUUACGGAGUUGUUAAACAGUUGAGGGAUGGGGCUGGAGAAAUGUGACCACUCAUGGACAGAGCUGUGCAUACAGGGACUGACCAUCCAUGAUAUCAUGAUAUACAUUGUUUUACAUUUACUUUGUUUACAAAUGUGUAAAAGAAGCUUAUAUUUUGGAUUCUGAUGGGGUAAGACAGUUAAACUACGCUCAUGAGGCAUCUAGAAGUUACCAGUAGCCUAUAUUCUUCAAGAAUCAAUGGGUAUAUAUUAAAUUAAAAGUCUAAAAAUGGAUGAUGGCAAGAUUCAAAGGCAGAUUCCCUUGAAUGCCUCUUUAUAUUAGAAACACCUUGAGAGGAAGGUGUGAAAUAUAAGGCAUAUAUUUCAAACUCUUAAACAAUGAUCUAAAAAAUCUAGUCAUUCGCGUUAUCCGUAAUAUUGUGUAUUGCUUAUCAUUACAAAAUGUGAAUUGGAUUUAUGGAAUGCAUGAUCGCAGAGAAUGGACAAAGAGCUCAUAAUGACUACACUUCCCAGCAUACGUGGCGCAUGGUACGUUUGUGAUGUCACAAUGAGUAUACGGUUACACUGUAGCAUUCCUUACUCUAUUGUUACUUUGUAACAAACCGGGGCAGAGGCUAGGAAAAGGAGGACGUCAAUCUGCCUACAAUUCCGUAACAUUUUGAUAUUACUGUACCAAACAAGGCGAAGAACAUAACGGUCAUUAUACUUGAAGAAAAACGACAUUGAGCCGAUUGAAACCACCAUUGCAAAGAAAGGAUAAACGAAACAGACGUCAGCGGAUUGCUCUUCCAAUACAAGCAUUUAAACGCUCAAACCAGGAAGAUAAGUCAUCCAGCAGUUAUCUCAAAUUUUAACAUCUUAGCCGAAACGGAUAAUGUCAGUAGCCUAAUAAAUUUCAACUAAAUUGUUUGACGUCCUUCUUUCCCACCGCCUGCCCCGGCUUUAGGAUUGCUACGUCAAAGUUAAAUGGAACAUGCACUCCUGGAAGCGACCAUAAAAUACAUUUCCUUCAUGUAGUCCAAGCAGAUCUGCUUGAAGUCGGUGUAACAGUUAGUUCCUUACACUAUUUCUGCAUUAGUAGGCUGACUAUUACAGAAAUAGGUAUUCAUACUGAACAAAUGAACAAUCAGUUUUACUGUAAAAAAAAAAAAAAUCGGCAAAAAUCUAAAUAGGGCGUUACAAGAUCCAUGAACAAUCCUCGGUGAAUAAAAGGAACGUUCAGCGAUUUGAUCGUGAGAAGAGGGUCCUUUUUCUGCCGAAGACACCAAGUUUCCAUGGAGGCAGUUUCGUCUCUCAGCCUCAAGCGAAGAUUUGAGGAGGUGGACAGUGGCUCUCCAUACUCUACACCAAAGGACUCGGACGAUGAAAUCUCCAGCAGUGACAGUGCUGACAGCUGUGAUAGCCUCAACCCCCCCUCCAGCACUGCACUAACACCGACCUCCAUCCUAAGACGGCACAAGCCCUCUCCAGGCCGGAAGCAGGUGCGGUUCGAUGUGGUGACGGUGUACUACUUCCCCAGGCGGCAGGGCUUUACCAGCGUGCCCAGCCAGGGGGGCAGCUCCCUAGGCAUGGCACGCCACCACUGCUCCAUCCGUCGAUACACACUGGGAGAGUUCGUCCUCGAGCAGGAGACCAGUCACCGCCACGCCCUGCGCCAACACCUCCGCCAGGAGAAGCUCAACGCUCGCAAAAUAAAGCUGACGCGUAACGGUACGGUGGAGUGUGCCCAGGCCGACCUGCUGACCCUGGAGGACGUGUCAGACGACGACCUGGACAUAGAGGGGGUGGAGGUGGACGACUGCUUCUUCCUGCAGCCGCUGCCCACCAAACGGCGUCGGGCACUGCUCAGGGCCUCUGGCAUCGCCCGUAUAGAUGCCCGGGAGAAGGCUGAGUUACGGACCAUCAGGCUUUCCAGGGAGGAGUGUGGCUGCGACUGCCGCUUCUACUGUGACCCCCGCCACUGUGGCUGCAGCCAGGCUGGCAUCAAGUGCCAGGUGGACAGGAUGUCUUUUCCCUGUGGCUGCUCUCGGGAUGGCUGUGGGAACUCGGCAGGCCGCAUCGAGUUCAAUCCUCUCCGCGUGCGAACACACUACAUGCAUACCAUCAUGAAGCUGGACCUGGAGAAGAGGAGGCUGAUGGGGCAGAAGGCGGGGGUCGGGGGGGAACAGUAUGCAGAGUCUGACCUGCUCUCCUCCCCCUCCUCCACCAGGCCUCCCUCCCCAGACCUUCACCUGUCCACAGGGGCCCAUGGCCUGGACUCUGAGUUAGAGACAGAGGAGAGAGAGGUCCAGAUGGUCUUAGAGGCCCAGGACCUCCUGACUGACCAGGCCUGCCUGGAGCGGGAGAACGAGACCGCUGUGCUCCACCUGCAAAGUGCAGAGGAGCAGGAGAGGAUGAGGGAGGAAGAGGAGGAGGAGGAGGCAAAGCGGGGCAGGGGGGGAGGAGGGGGCCUGGGGGAGCAGGCUUUGUGCCUCCUGCCUGGGGCCCUGCAGGGGGAGAUGUGUGGGGACACAGGGGUGGGGGUUGGGGUGGAGGGGGUCCCGAUCUCCCUCCUCCAGGGCCCGUUCCCCACUGGGGCUACCCUUCUCUGCAUCACAGAGAACCAGGAGGGAGAUGGGGAGGGGGAAGGGGACAACCCCUGUGGUGGCCUCAAAGACCCGGCCUCCUCCCUGCUCUACUACCAGAUAGGUCCCAUGGAGAACGAGACAUUUCACAAGUCUCUGCCUGGGCAGGAGGAGGCGUGUGUAGAGAGAGAACCAGGGGGAGGAGAGCAGCGAGGGAGGGAUGAGGAUAGAGGUAAUACCUGCGGGCAGGAUGAGGCCGAGUUUUCGCCACCGGUGGCUCUGUGCUCAGAGAAUGGCAUGGGGGCUAAGGAGUUACCAUGCAGCCCCCAGCAAAGCUCCUUAGAAGGGCAGUGUCAGGAGGAGGCUUGUCUGGCCACAGAAGGAGAGUUGUACCCACCACUGCCCCCUGAGGUUUAG